AUGGCGCUGCCCGGCUCAACUCAGCUGCUCCUGCGGCGAGCAAUCCGCGUCACGGUCUCAAUUGAAGCAAAACCCAUCCUGACCAGACGCCCAUUCCGCACCUCGGUGCCGGUCCUCAAAAAGCGCAAAAUCGCAGCAGCAAGCAACUCGCCCCCACGCACACAAGCUCCGCCCCCACCCUCUUCGUCGUCGUCGUCGUCGUCGUCGUCGUCGUCGUCGUCGUCGUCGUCGUCGUCGUCGUCGUCGUCGUCGUCGUCGUCGUCGUCGUCGUCGUCGUCGUCGUCCCCCAACCCCGAAGACCCGCUCGACUUCUCCUCGCUCGUGGCCUCGCUCGCGCCCCAGGACACGUACUACAAGUCGGCGCUCCAGACGAUCCUCCACGGCGGACGGUUCAACCCGUCGGCGCUGGGCGGGCUCCCCAUCGCAGUCAAGUCCGCGUCGGGCGAGGCGUCGACGUUCCCGCUGGGCGAGCUGGCGCAGGUGGUGCCGCGGACCAACCGCACCAUCUCGCUCCUCGUCAACGACAGGGAGUACAUCAAGCCCAUCAUGAGCGCGGUCCAGUCCAGCCGCGAGUUCAACCAGCAGCCGCAGCGGUCCGACGACAACGACCUCGAGCUGCUGCUCAAGGUGGAGCUGGAGAGGAAGGAGGAGCUGGUGCGGCGCAUCAGGGAGACGACGCACGCGUGGAGGGACAAGGUGCGCCAGGCGAGGACCAGGCACGACAAGGUGCUCAAGGGGUGGCAGAAGGACGGGACCGUGCUCAGGGACGUGGUGAGGAGGGCCGAGAGGGAGCUGCAGAAGCUGCAGGACGCCAAGAUGAAGGAGAUUGACGGCGAGGAGAGCGCCGCCAUCAAGGGGCUGGAUCGGAACUAG
Molecule: messenger RNA, 873 nt
Organism: Metarhizium acridum CQMa 102
Lineage: Eukaryota; Fungi; Ascomycota; Sordariomycetes; Hypocreales; Clavicipitaceae
Product: ribosome-recycling factor
Biological process (GO): translation
Cellular component (GO): mitochondrion
Molecular function (GO): ribosomal large subunit binding
Source: RefSeq, a predicted model, not a curated record